ACAGCACCCCCAGCAGCACUGAGCUCUCAUUGUGCUGGUGUGUGUUGAUGGCUGAAUGUGAAAUAGGUUCUCCCUUUUUCAGAUAUGAAGCUCUCUGUGUGGUGCUGGUUGAUUUUUUGGGGCUGGUUUGCUGUUGCCGACGAUGACAAGAUCAAUCCUAUUAUUACUGAGGAGCAGUUGCUGUGGGUGGGCGGAGAGGCUGGGGAGGUGCACACAUACCGUAUUCCCCUGUUAAGCUUCACCCCUCGUGGAUAUUUGGUGGCGUUUGCAGAGGCUCGAAAGACAUCCUCAAAAGACAUGGAGGCCAAAUUUAUAGCCAUGCGACGCUCAACAGACAAAGGAGCUACAUGGUCUCCGACUACCUUCAUAGUGGAUGAUGGGAUUCACACUGAUGGCACAAACUUAGGCUCUGUCGUUGUGGAUGAAGAAACAGGAUCCCUGAUGCUGAUCUACUCUCUGUGCUUUUACCACUAUCAGUGCAGCCCUUCUAGCACCAUGUUAGUGGAGAGUCUGGAUGAUGGUCUGACCUGGAGCGCUCCUCGCAAUCUCUCUGACCAACUCGGGGUCAAGAGCUUCAUCCCAGGGCCAGGAUUUGGCAUUCAGAAGCAGCAUCCACCUGCGAAGGGGCGUUUGGUGGUAUGUGGUCACGGCGCCACCAAGGGCGACGGGGCUUUCUGUAUCCUGAGCGAUGAUCACGGGUGCACAUGGAGGAACGGAGGAUCGCUGAAGAGCAUCCCUUAUAACCAGCCCAAACAGAGCCAGGACUUUCACCCUAAUGAGUGUCAGCCGGUGGAGCUCCAGGACGGCAGCAUUGCAAUUAACGUGCGAAACCAGAACCGCUACCACUGCCUCUGCAGGAUAGUGGUGCGGAGCCUGGAUGGAGGAGAGACUCUGCCUGUGGAGGAGCUGACAUUUGACCACACGCUGGUGGAUCCUGUGGUGGCAGCUGGAGCUCUGCAGAAGGAAGGACUGUUGUUCUUCAGCAACCCAGCCAGCACCCAGAAGAGGGUGAAUCUGACUCUGCGCUGGUCUCUGACUGAUGGUAACUCAUGGGAAAAGAAGACUCUUCAGAUCUGGGAAGGGCCAAGUGGUUAUUCCUGUUUAACAUCUCUCAAAGAUGACAAGGAACACAUCUUUGUCAUCUAUGAAAAAGGCCAUAAAGACUAUUACGAGACCAUUUCUUUAGCAAAAAUCAGUCUAUAUGGUGGCCUGUAGAAGAAAUAACUUUCUGCACAGCUAUAGAACCCAACAAAACAAGCAUGUGAAUGUAGUGAAUUGCUCAUGAAGCAUUUCUGAAAUAAUUCAGGCCUUGAACUGGCUUAGGGGUUAAUUUACUAAUGAUGCAGAUCACACUUCUAAUUUGUCACUGUCAUAAGAUUUCUCAUCUAUAAGAGUCCCACAGAGUGACGGACUACAUGUGCUUCAUUACUGCUUUGGUACUUCUCUGCAAACUCCUUCCAAUCACCCAAAAGUCCUUGACAACUCAAUUGCUUUGGUUAUCGAUGAUAGACAAGAUUUGACAUGUUGUAUUCUAUUAUUUUUAGUAUUUUGUCAUCACCUUCUGAAAUUCAGUGUCAAUUUUAUUGUCAUACUAUUUCAAUAUUGUCAAGCCUUCGCACACGCUCGAGCCUGGCGCUGCUGAGCAACCACGUGUGUCCUCACACACGGAGCACAUUGUGCGUGCUUGGGACCCAUUCAUCAUUGCUCACCCCUGUCGCUGGUUUGGAGCACAAUCAGCGCACUCUUAAUAGGAAGCUGUUUGCACACACAGCCCAAAGUAUUGCAUCUGUUUUCUAUGUUCGGCUUUGUUCCUAGCCAUGUUUAAGUACUCUGUUUUAUGAGUCUGGUUUAUGUUCUGUUUAUGACUCCGUUUCAGUUUCAUUUGUCUAAGUUUCGUUACUUUGACCUUGCCUCACAUUUGUAAAUCACACACCUGUUAAUAAACAUCUUCCCUGUACUAA
Molecule: messenger RNA, 1961 nt
Organism: Neoarius graeffei (lesser salmon catfish)
Lineage: Eukaryota; Metazoa; Chordata; Actinopteri; Siluriformes; Ariidae
Product: sialidase-1-like
Exons: 7
Coding region: 85-1215 (376 amino acids)
Biological process (GO): oligosaccharide catabolic process; ganglioside catabolic process
Cellular component (GO): lysosome; cytoplasm; membrane
Molecular function (GO): exo-alpha-sialidase activity
Source: RefSeq, a predicted model, not a curated record